UCUAUACUAGUUUUGUGGUCUCGGUCCCUUUAAGAACCGCCGUUACAUCAUCGCGCUGACGCAUCUGUCUCGUUUCUGCAGGACUCGUGCGCGCUCAUCAGCCGCAUCCGUACAUCUACACCUACACACAAGCCUUAAAACAUGAUGUCGCGCGCAUCACUAGCCCGCGCACAGGGCCACCUCACAUCCCCAAACAAACUUCAGUGGAAUACUGCAGUGCAGCGUUGACGGUAAAUAACAGGAUGUACUAGAUAUUUGUCCUCCUUGUAUCUCUGGAGACACUGUGAAAGGCAGUACAAACCCAUGUCCCUCUCUUCUAGCAGAAGGCCAUCUGCUGGUUCUCGCAGGUCUGCGGCCCCGAGCGGCACUCGACACUCGCACGGGGACUCGUCUGUCCGAAGCAGUUACUCAACAACACCCUGCAAAUGCACAGAGAGCAGUACUGCACCACGUUCAAACCCAGCCACACCACGACGGCAAACAAAGUAUGCAGCCUGUAGUGAGAAUCACGGGAUCCGUCCACCGGCACCCGAACAGUAUCUCACCCCUCUACAGCAGAAGGAAGUGUGUAUUCGUCACUUACGAGCUCGGCUGAAAGAAAAUGUGGAGAGGCUUCAGGACCGAGACUCUGAGGUCGAGGAAUUAAGGAUGCGACUGACUCAAAUGCAGGAGGAUUGGAUUGAGGAGGAAUGUCAUCGCAUAGAGGCCCAGCUGGCCCUGAAAGAGGCUCGGAAGGAGAUCCGGCAGCUUCAGCAGGCCGUGGACACAGUUAGGUCCAAUCUAGAGUCAGAGCAACAGGACUGUAAGUCUGAAAGUUUAGGUGCAGGUAAGAUAGGGCCACGAAUUGGGGCAUCUAGGUCUUGUGGCUGUUCUCCGGCCCAUACCAUGAAUCGCAGUGCCACUUUCACCAGGCUUAGUAGCGAGACGUCACCCGGCACCACGGACCGUAAUGGAAACGUGCAUUCCAAACACUACAUUCCCGCCAACAGAGGCGCGAUGACGUUACCUAGAGGUGACGGUCGCACUCAUCUUCUUCUGGAAGCGGCUCUGCUGCCUGAGCAUCUUCCACAUGCACAAAUAUGCUCGGCUUUGUCGCGAUCCUCCACCUGCGAGAGGUUGUGCGGCGGAGAGGCGAUACUGCCGGUUAGUCGAUCUUGCCAUGCCGUGAACAACAACUGCAGCUGUGGCCCACAUACCUACCUCCCACAUCACCAUCUGUUUUUGCACCUCCCACAGGAGGAAGCACCUCCUCCUCCUUCCCCACCUCCAGCGCCCCCUAGUGCAUCAGAGGUAGGUGACAGGCCAGGGUACCGUUCACAAGCAUGCAGUCCCACCAUAACCUGGAUUUCUGAAGAGGGUGAUGCUGAGCCGCAGGUAUUUUCGCCCCCAUCUGCCGCUGCUUCGCCUGCUCAGAUGUCGUUCAUCACAGAACCUUUGCCGCUUGACAGCGUAGCUGAAUUUACAUCAUCGACAACAACGCCUACAGUGUUGACCAUACCACAAGUUCAUCAGCCUUGCCCCCGAGCUUCACCACUUUCAGAGGAAGCCGGUGAUGAAGAUGGAACGGGUGGAGCUUCUGCCCCGGAGGAGGAGUCAGAAUUCGCUUCUCCUCAGAUGAGCCAUUGGAGUCGUUACUUCCUAAUCGAUCUGUUAGCUGUGGCUGUACCUGUAGUGCCCACGGUGGCAUGGCUUUGCAGAGGGUCAAGGAACGAAGGCGUGCCCAUGUACAACAUGAGCUCCCUGCUGCGCGGCUGCUGUGCCGUUGCAUUGCACUCUUUAAGGCGGGCUGGCAGCAGAUGCGAUCAUGACCCCUCGGGAACAGGAAGAGCAAAACCUAUUUGAAAACUUAACAACAUCAAAAAGAUAAUUAACUUCAACUUGGGUUGACUCUUUGUUCUUGGUCUCGGCUAAAUAAUAUUUUCGAGUCAAGUAGGUCUUAAUCCAUUAUACUAAUGCUUGUUUGGGACAAUGAUCGAGGGUACCUUAUUUGCACAGACAUUCGCUUGUUUGCUCUUGCUCAUUUCCACCAUUUGUUUUCUCUUUUCCUUUUGGCUCUUUUCUUAUCUGCAUAAUUUCCUCUCAUUCUAGGCUGAAACCGAGUUGGCAAUACGUAGUCAAGCAGCAAUAAGUUACAUGCAGAGCAGAGAACGUACAGAUAGUUAAAACCGAUGGGGAACAAGUUUAGGGAUGUUCACUUCAGUUAAUUCUUUUGACCGACAGCCGCAGCUGGUUACCCGAAUUUUAACCGUUAACUGAUAAGAUUUUAAAAUUAAAUUGUAAGAAUAUAGUUGACUGUUGUCUGUGACUAAGUAAAAACAAUACAAACAUUUUAUUUAACUUGACUUCUUAUACAAAUGACUAUUUUACCAGACCGUCAGGGCAGCAAUAAUUCACGUCAUUUACAAAUUAAGGAUAGAAAAGUGAAAUGUCUGUAGGCAUGUGUCGACAUGCACUGUGUGUUAACAAAUAUUUUUUUCUUUUACUGAUAAUAUUAAUUGGUCUUAAAUUCUUACAUUUGGUUAACCUGUCAAUAUGAACAUCCCUAAUCAAAUUAAAUAAACUCCUUUAAAAUAAGUAAGGGUUCUGUCUAGGGAUGCACUGAUACAAAACUGCAAUUCAAAAUAAUAACACAGCAUGAACAUCCUCCACUUUUGUUUGUCAGGAUAUAAUCUGCCCUGAUCAUCGGCUGUUUAUUACGGAGCCCCUAAGGGGACAUGGAGCAAAAAUUAAGUAAAGUUUAGUUUUGCGUGCGCACAUGAAACUAUCGCGUUUAGUUUCACGUGAGCACGCGAAACUAAACUUAAAAAUAAUUCUGCACAUGAAGGUUUUGCGUGAGCACAUGAAACUAAACUUUAGAUUUUUUUACUCCAAUGUCACCUUAGGGGCUAUAAGCUUGUUAAUUCAUGAGUAAAGAAUACUGUUUCAGAGUCCAAGCCUCCACUCGUUUCAAUAGAGGAUAUUAUUUAAACAUCCGUUUAUGAGCACCAUUUAUUCAUAUUACACAUUUACGCGAAAAAUAUAUAAACUGUACACUGCAGUCUCCAGGCUCACAACAGCAAUAUAUUAAUAAUUUGUACAAAAAUUCAUUUUCAUUAGUCCAUAACUCCAUGUUUGGUCAUCUCAGAUAUUGUUAUAGAGAUAAAAGUAAGGAUCUGGUGUUUUUGUGAUACACUGCAAACAUCUUACUUGGUAUUUUUGUCUUGAUUUCAGUAGAAAUAUCUAAAAAUUCUUAAAUUAAGAUCCAUUUUCUUGAUGAGCAAAAUGACCUAAGAAA
This is a messenger RNA of Misgurnus anguillicaudatus (oriental weatherfish), 3274 nucleotides long. RefSeq names its product syntaphilin a (gene snpha). Gene Ontology annotation, cellular component: mitochondrion; cytoplasmic microtubule. Gene Ontology annotation, biological process: neuron differentiation. The record is from RefSeq and is a predicted model, not a curated record. Lineage: Eukaryota; Metazoa; Chordata; Actinopteri; Cypriniformes; Cobitidae.